Carcharodon carcharias (great white shark) is the source of this 7161-nucleotide messenger RNA. RefSeq names its product zinc finger protein 507 (gene znf507). The transcript is spliced from 7 exons. The record is from RefSeq and is a predicted model, not a curated record. Bases 149 to 3298 code for a protein of 1049 amino acids. Lineage: Eukaryota; Metazoa; Chordata; Chondrichthyes; Lamniformes; Lamnidae. Gene Ontology annotation, biological process: regulation of gene expression. Gene Ontology annotation, cellular component: nucleus.
CAGCUUCGUGCAUGCGCGUUUAUGGCAAGUGGUGGCAUUUUGUUCCGACUGAAGCGAGCGUGGAGUUGGAGAUAGGGUUUAUCAGGUACACUGGAAAAAUCUAGCAGUGGCACACUGUUAAUACCAACGCACCAACAGACUGGACAGUAUGAUUUCAGAUGCUGUUGCAGAUUCUCAACCACAAAGCCAUGGCUGUACAAUAAAACAUAAGUGUGAUGAACAUCUCUUGAAGCAGAUAGCAACUCAUUCGUUUGUGGAUAGUAAAAUUGUAUCAAAAAUGGAAAGGUCAGGCUCAUUAAUUCGGGUUAUUGAAAAAUUGAGUAAGAUUGUGGAGAAAGGAAGAUCAAAGCAGUGUUCUCUAGCUGGUCAAAAGAGGCCUUAUUCUAGCACCUCUGACACAAAAAGUGCAGCAUUUGAGCACGCUGACAGCUGCGAGAACGCAGUCAAAAAACUUGCAGACACAAACGAUGAUAAAUUAAAGGAUGACUCCACAGUUAGACAGACCUAUUUUAAGACAGAAGAUCUGCCUAAGAAUUGUAAUGGAUUAGAUCUGAGGACACUUAAUUCUGCAACUACAACUGACACUUCAAAGAGCUUCUGUUGUGCUGUCUGUGGCUUUGUUACUGUAGAGCGAUCUGUCUUUUAUACACAUAUGCGCAGCCAUAACAAUAUUGAGAUCUACACAUGCGAACAAUGCAACUUUGCCUCUACAGUUUCCAAAGAUCUUGUAGAACACAAAUAUUUGCACAGGAAACUCACUCGAUAUCAGUGCAAUUUAUGCAAGUUCAGUUCACUGACUUUCCCACAGUUAAAGGAGCACUUUGAGCAACAUGGAAAGUCAAAUGAGGUGGUAUUGAUGUGUUCUGAGUGUUGCUUUGUUUCAAAAAAGGAAGAGGAGCUUGAAGCUCAUAUUUGGAUCCAUCUCGAGGAUGCACAGAUGCAGAGAAAACAGUUGCCACAGGUUCAGCAGCAAUUAGAGUCGGGUGCUAUAGGUAGGGCAAAAUCGGGAAGUGUUGGUUUGGACACUGAACCAGGCUCAAGAAAGUGGUAUACAUACGACCAGUAUGGCAUGUAUAGAUGUUUGAUUUGCAGUUACGCCUGUGAUCGCCAGCGAAUGUUGAAAACGCAUGCAUGGAAACAUGCCGGUGAAGUAGAUUGUUCAUAUCCAAUUUUUGAGGAGGUGUGUGAGCCAGCUACCUCAGCAGUUUCUUCUACAGCUCACACAACUCAUGAGGAUGAACCAAUAAUUGUUUUUUCACCAACAAAUAAAUCUGAAAGUGUGCACUGCACUGGUUCAAAUCAAUUGCAGUUUUGUGGUGUGGCUUCAGUUACUGCAAUGAAUUCUUUCGAUUGCAAAACCUCGCUAUCUGAGACAACUGUGAAAGGUUCUGAUAUUACCUGUUCAAAAGCACCUAGUCCCACAGUAGUGGAGAUUAUUGAGGAAGAGUCUCUGAUACUGGAUUGUGAACAGGAAAGCACAAUUCCUGAUAGCCUUCUUUCCUCAGCACAGAAGAUUAUUAGCUGCAGUUCUAACAAGGUGGGACAUGUCAACGUUAUAGUGGAGCGUGUUCCAGGAGCUGGAGACACUGUUCCAGAAAAGCACUUUCUGAUUACGCCAGAUAUUGAAGUUGAGAAGAGACUUAUUUCUGAAAAGUCUCACAUGAUCUAUUGCGAAGAUUCUUCAGAAAUGUAUCAACAAAGUAACAGUACAGCUGAAGUGGAAACAGCUGCCUUGGGGUGGAACCCUGAAGAAGGUGAUAAUGCUUUAAAACCUCCUGAACCUGUGGCAGUUGAUGAAAAUGUUCCACCAGCACGAAGAAGAACUAAUUCUGAAUCUUUGAGGCUUCAUUCAUUGGCUGCUGAAGCUCUUGUUGCAAUGCCAACAAGAGCACCAGAAUUAAUCAGAGCAAAUGCUAAAAAUCCUGAGCCUGAUACAGGGCAGAGAAAUAUGGAAGUCAGCACUUCCAUUUCUCCAGCUCACAGUUAUUCUCUAGAUGGCACUAGUAAUGACUUUCAGCUUGAUAAGGCUAAAUCUGGUUUUUCUGAAGUACCAAUCAAAAUGGGCAUCAGCAUGUCAUUACUCACUGUAAUUGAAAAAUUGAGAGAAAGAACUGACCAAAAUGCUUCUGAUGAAGAUAUCCUGAAGGAAUUACAGGAUAAUGCACAAUGUCAACCUUCAAAUGAUCUUAGUUCACCAGGCAACCUAGUGGAGUACGUAGCCAACACAGAGCGGCCUUACCGUUGUCGCCUCUGUCACUAUAGCAGUGGUAACAAGGGAUACAUCAAGCAGCAUUUAAGAGUUCACCGUCAACGACAGCCUUACCAGUGUCCAAUCUGUGAUCAUAUUGCUGCUGAUAGCAAUAAUCUGGAGAGCCAUAUGAUAAACCACUGCAAGACUAGAAUGUAUCACUGCAAGCGGUGCAGUGAAGCAUUUUAUUAUAAGAGUCAGCUUCGGAACCAUGAGUGUGAACAACAUGGCCUGUCUGACAUUUCUUCAACAAAUGAUGAAAAUACUGACCGUAGUAGAGGAGGAGAAACUGGAAGUACACAAGAGGAAAUGCUGUCACCUCAGAAAUUGUACAAGUGUGAUGUGUGUGACUACACAAGUUCAACAUAUGUUGGUGUAAGAAACCACAGAAGAAUCCACAACUCUGAUAGACCUUACAGGUGCAGUAGCUGUGACUUUGCUACAACAAACCUGAACAGUUUGAAGUGUCAUAUGAGGCGCCAUCCACAGGAACAGCAGGUUGUUCAGUUGCUGGAACAGUACAAGUGUUCUCUGUGUGGUUAUGUAUGUAGCCAUCCUCCAUCUUUGAAGUCCCAUAUGUGGAAACAUGCAAGUGAUCAAAAUUAUAAUUAUGAACAGGUGAAUAAGGCCAUAAAUGAAGCCAUUUCACAGAGCAGCAGGUCUCAAGAACCCCAGAGAAAACCUUCAGCUGAGGAUGUUGAAGAAAUAUCAUCAUCACCACCAUCAAUUCACCCUAUUUCUAUGAAUUCUGAUAAGCUUGUGUCAACUCCAGAGGUGAUUGACCUCAUUACUGAUGAAACCAAAAGCCCUGAAAAGUGCCAGAAGUUGAAUUCAGAAAUAAAUGUCUCUGAUACACCAGGAAAAAGUGGAAGUCAGACUCGUGCUGGCAUGGAGUACUGUGUCCUACUGUUCUGUUGCUGUAUCUGUGGAUUUGAAUCCACCAGUAAAGAGCUGUUGAUGGAUCACAUGAAGGAGCAUGAGGGUGAGAUCAUUAACAUCAUCCUCAACAAGGACCAUUGCUCCCAGCCUGAACAAAGUGGUUCUGAUUAAGUAAACCUGGAGAAACUAUAUUUACAGUACAUAUUGCCUCUUUGUGGAUUAAGUCAUGGGAUAAGCUUGUACUAGUAUGAACAAGAAGUGAAUGUCAACAUUUCAAAAAGUUAUUUUUGUUCUUUUUAAAUGUUGUAAACAUUACUGUUCUCACCCUCAUAGGAAAUUACAAGCAAUAUCUUUCAUAUAAAUAACCUAGAUGCAAGCAAGGUGUUCAAAGAUCAUUUUGAUAUUUCAAUUUCUCUUACACUGCUCUACACCAUGUCCUAAAUACUGGUGUUUUAGGUACAGAUGGUAUUUCUGUAUUUAUUAAACUUUUUUUUAAUAUUUAUGCAUGUAGUUACAAACUGUUACAUGGCAGUGAAGUUAUUGCAUUCACAAUGCACUUUGCUCAUGGUGCUAUUUUAUAAUCAUAUCACUGAACAAAUCUCUUUUCAGGACAACAUAUGUGAAGGAGUUGUUGAGUGUAAGCUUUGUCCUUGUUAAGUAGUAGUAUAAAUUUGGGCUUUGAACAAAGGUUCUGUUCAAAGCUUUAAUUCAUACCAUAAUUUUCUGCAGAACUAGUCUUGUUCAAGUCUACACAGGUUUUCCUCUAGUUAGGAAUGACAACAGGCUGACUUGAAAUACAAUAGCGUCUGAUACGUGCUCUGCGAUUCCACUGCAAAUAGAAAGGACUAAAGCCUUGUCUGAGUAGCUUGUCCCACGUUAACACUUUUUUAUACAUCUUUAAAAGGUUGUCAUAUUUAAUCUGUUUUUUUUUUGUGUUCCAUGAAUACCCAAUUUUAUUACGGACAGAUUACUUUUGAAUUUCCAUAUAACAAUACUGCUGAGUUGUUUCAAAGGAUCAGAAAAUUGACUUUGUUCCAAACAUAGUGCUCGGUGACAUUUUAAAACUUUUUCUUUGGAGGAGUGGAUAAUUGAUAACUUAUUUUACCCUUUAGUUCAGAUCACCACUUAAGGUUUGCAAAUAUUCACAAGAGCUGUGAUGUUUCAGACUGAAAUAUCUAGGCUUUGAGAUCUAUAGUUAAGAGAUUAUACAAACUCUAUAUGUUAAUAGUAGUAUUGCAAGUAAAAAUUAUUCAAAGUCAUUUUUAAUGGGCUAAGAGUUAUAGAACCAAUAACUCCUCAGGUUUGUCCUGGGCUUUUGUUGGUCGAGACAGCUACUUACAUAAAAAUAAAUAUUAGCAGUUUGAGUCAUUGAAACGGUUAUAAUUCUUGAUUUUACUGCUUAAAAUUAUGAUUAAAAUAAUGCACUGAAUCAUAUGAGCUGAACAAGCAGUAUAAGGUACCUUGCUAAAAUACAAGUUAAAACUAAAAUAGUCCAUUUGAGAGUGGAAGAAAUCCACUUAAAAUUUGACAGUGUAAUUGAAGAUACAAAUUAAAGAUUAUAAAUUUAUGCUGAAUUUACUUUUAACAAACACAAGCGAACGUUGAUGUGAAUAAAAUUUAAAAGAUAUAACAAUAUUUUUACAAUGAGUUAAAUAUUUUGCUUUAAUGCAGAUAUUGUGACUAAAUGAUAGUUAAGAGGCUUGUGAUUUUACCUUUGAAUUGACUAUUCAUUUUUGAACUAAUGGUUCAAUUUUUAGAACUCUGAAAUUUUAACUGUUUAGUUUGAGCAAUAAACUGGCCUUAUAAACAGCAAUUAAAACAGUCAAAAUCUAUUUAAGCUUCAAAUAUUUAUGAAGGAAUAUUUUGCUGUUUACACCCAGUAAUGCCUAAAGUAUGCCCUUUGAGAAAUAUAAAGACAGCACUACCUUCAGGCAAAUAUUUGGCUAAACUGGUAUUUGGGAUGUGAGAAAAGCCAGAAGAAAAGUGUGUUGUUUUCAUCAUGAACCUUACCACAAACAAGUAAGGGAACAAUGCGUUUCAAUAAGAAUUAUUAUGUUGCUAAGUUUGUAAAUUGGUAAAAAGAGGCUUGCCAAACACUUUCCCAUCAAUUUGGUGUUUGUUUUAAACUAUGAAGAUUGUGUUUGAAUGAGGAUAUCUUUGCCUUUGUUACUUGAAAGGAAACGCAAAGGUUAUUGUGUUGAACUUUGCCUGAUUUUUCACAUUUUCAAACCACCGAAGUUCAGCUAACUGGCCUAUAAUUGCUGGGUUUAUCCUUACAUCCUUUUCUUAAUAUUCUAAAAUUAAGCAGUGUUUGGAAGAACUUUGAAGCCUUAAUGGACUGACUGGACUAACAGUAACAUGAAAGAUGGUGAGGAAGCAAUAACAUCCAACCGCUGAUAUCUGACAAUUUGUAAUGCCCUAUUUGUACUGCUCACAAGGUGAAUGGAUCUGAAAAAUUUUUGGUUUUGUCCCAGUUAUACUUAUUAUAUAUACAGUAUAUUAGUACAUUAUUUAGGCCUCCUAUGAUUAAAAGACUGAUAUAACCUGGUUUGCUAAGUGUCCAGUGUUUAUAUGGCUACUUGCAAACCAGAUAGAACUCAUUUGGUUUCAAAUUCCAAUAUAAAUGAAUCUAAGAUUUUUAGAAAUUAAAUUCAUUGGUUGUUGCAACCUAUUGAUGCACAGGGCUACAUCCUAUUGAUGUGAAAAUUUUAGAGUUCAACUUAAUAUACGCAGAGUUCUUGACGCACUGUAGAACAUCUGUGCUUACAUUGGUAAAAUGUCAAAAUCUUAUAUAAAUUCUACUACUGACAAGAGAAAUCAAAGCCUGUUGUAAGCCAAUAUUAUUUACUUAUUUUACUUUCUAUGGUCAGUUAAAGUGAUUGACACAGGUAGAGGACAUAAGAAGUGGGGAGAAAAAUAUUAAAUCAAUUGUUAAAGGUAAAUAAAAAAUUACUUCAACAAGCUGUUGUAUAAAGUUCCGUAUAUUUGAGAAUAAAUUAUGCUUUCAUGGCUAUAAGGCCGAAAGGAUAACAGUAAGGAUCUAAUAUCUAAAUAUUGGUGUCAGAAAGAUUUUUGUUCCUCUUUAAGCUGGAUUCAAGUUGCCUAGUAAGGACUUACAAGUACAUCCUUAUUACUGAACCCUGAAUUAUUACACGGUUGACUGAAAGAUUAAGUACUAUGCAUCAUUGGUAGAGAGAAAACUACAAACUACCUUACUUUACAAAAGUUUAUUUUGGGUUAUCAUGCCACACACAAAUGUAUGGUAAGGAGAAACUUGCUUUUGCAAGAUAUUAUUUGAUUUAACUGUCAUAAGUUUUAACCUGAAGUCUUUCCUAAUGCAAAUGUAUUUUUAUUCCUGCUACUUUCAUAUCAGAUGUUAUGUUUUUGGUUUUUGUUGGUAUAUGCUUACAUUUCAAGUCAUAUGUGAAUCCAGAAUAUAUGAAAGACGUUAAACAAAAGCUACAUAAGAUGGCUACUGGUACCAUACUUGGAUAUUUUGAAAGCACUUAAUUAAAAUAUAAUAUAUAAUUGUUAAAGAUCCAUGAUUGUACAGCCAGGAAAGUUUAAAAUUUGAUAUCUGAAGUGGAUAUGGAAGCUGUAUAAGUAAUGUAACAUGCCAUUUGAUAUUAAAGGAUUAUUUUGAAUACAUGAACAUUUUUUCCAGAUAUCACCAACAACACUAAAACAUUUUGUUAGCCAAAGCAUAGCAUUCUAGAAAACUGACAAGUAUCUUUUAAUAAUGGGACUGUGUGGGUGUGUGUGUUUAGGUAUGUUUAUCCAAGUUCGAUUCGCACGUUAAGCUGCAUGCCUUAAUGCCAAAAGCUAUAUGGAUCUCUUACUGUAGAAUUGAGCAAGCUUUCCUGUGUUAAUAAAACCAGACCUGUAGUACCUCUGUAAUUAUUGUACUUCUUAAAACGUUGUGCAACAUUAGAUUAAUUUAUUUUACUUGUACUGUUUGUCAUCUAUUAUGUUUUAUUCAGUAUACCAUUUGUAAUUUGGUAAUAAAUUUUUGUCUUAUAAAACUGAAAAAGAUA